Messenger RNA from Euleptes europaea (tarantolino), 1114 nucleotides. RefSeq names its product F-box protein 16 (gene FBXO16). Gene Ontology annotation, molecular function: protein binding. The record is from RefSeq and is a predicted model, not a curated record. Lineage: Eukaryota; Metazoa; Chordata; Lepidosauria; Squamata; Sphaerodactylidae. The transcript has 8 exons. Bases 5 to 1114 code for a protein of 369 amino acids.
AGGAAUGGCAUUUGCACCCCCCAAAAACCUGGAGGGUCCCAAGAUGCAAACCAAGAUGAGUGCAUGGACCCCCCUGAAUCAUCAGCUCAUGAAUGAUAAGGUAUUUGAAGAAAGAAGAGCCCUGCUGGGGAAAUGGUUUGAUAAAUGGACCGAUGUCCAGAGGCGAAGAGUCCUGACGGAUCUGUUAGAGCGCUGCUCUCUGCCACAGCUGAAGUUCUGUGUCAAGCAGCUGCAUGAUCGUGUCCCAGCUGAAGCGCUGGAUUUCACUACAAAGCUUCCCAAGGCAUUGUCACUGUACAUCUUUUCUUUCCUGGACCCUCGGAGCCUCUGUCGAUGCGCCCAGGUGAGCUGGCACUGGAAAUACUUGACGGAGCUGGAUCAACUGUGGAUGCCAAAAUGCCUGCGUUUUGGGUGGUUUAUCAACUUCUCUCCAACCCCAUUUGAGCAAGGAAUCUGGAAGAGACAUUACAUUGAAAUGGCAAAAGAGUUCCUUGUUACCAGGCCUACGACCAUCCCAAAACACGACUUUGUGGUGGUUGAUGUUCAGCCAGUGGCUAAAGAGACCCCCGAGGCGAGACCGUCCUUGUCCACAAUCCUGCAAUUAGGGAAGAAGUUGGAGAAGGACAAAAGAGGGCUCCCUCCAUGGCGUUCUUCAGAUAAGCAUCCGAUGGACAUCAUCAGAUUCAAUUACUUGGACAACUAUGAUCCUAUUGAGCAAGCGAGGCAAGCUAGAAAAAAAGGAGGAGGGCUAACCCCAGACCUCAGCCAGCAAGCUUUUCAGAAAAAACGGAAACCAAGCAGUGGAACAUACAAACUCCGGAAAGCAAAGUCAUUGCAGCCUAGUGCUGAGUUGCCAAGAAUGCAGGAGGGUAGAAAUCAGAUGUCCCUCUCGGCAGACCUUGACUCACACCCGAAAUUUCCAGUUCGCCCAAGCUGGGCUACCCACCAGUCCACUGGCUAUCCUGUAACCAAAACAACAGCUAAGCUCCUUGCCCAAAGUGCCCAGUGGAAUGCUGGGAUACGACCACCACCUGUUCAGGGUCCAGUCCCAAAGCUGAGCAAGAAGGGGAAGAAGUCUUUUGCAAGAACAACCAGAAGCUCACCAAGUCAGUAA